GAUGCGACGUGAUGUUUACAUGCAUCAGCUGUGCCUCGAAGGUGUUGCCCGGGCCGUGUCAAGUGUCAUCGGGCUGGCAGAAAGCGUCAUAGAGGCUGCCAUGGGAAUGUCACUGGGGCUGGCAUGAGGGUGUCAUAGAGGCUAGAAUGAAAGUGCCGUCAGGGAUGACGUGAGAGCGUUACCAGAGCCGGGAUGACCUAACGCCAAAAGGAUCCCUUGACACAGGACACCAUUGCGACCUAAACAAGGAAUGCAAAGCGGGAAAGCAAUUAUUAAGAGGAGAUAGCACAGUUGAAGACUGUUUAAGAAUGGGGGACAUGGAGCAGUUUGAAGACCUACUUCUCAGAAGUGCUCGAAAUGGUGAUUGCAAGACAGUGGAAGAAAUUCUGCAAGCCAGAAAAGAUGGCAAAGUCAAUUUAGACAUAAGCUGCAAAGGUAAGAGUAAAAGCAACCAGGGAUGGACCCCUCUGCAUCUUGCAAGUUACUUUGGUCAUCGAAACUGUGUGGAAGUUCUACUGCAACAUGGAGCAGCCUUAGAUGAGUUGAAUGAUGCUGGUGACACUCCGUUACAUAAAGCAGCAUUAACUAAUAGAGAGGAUGUAGUAUUACUGCUUUUAGAGCAUGGAGCUAGUGUCUCAACCAUCAACGGUGAGGGACUGCGUCCAUCAGAUCUUCCUCGUGAUGCCCAAGUGACAAAGCUGAUAGUUGCGGCAGAAAAAACAGAACAAAGAAGAAAAGAAGAGCGAUUACUACAUUAUGCACGUGAGGGAAAAGCUGAUGAAGUAAUGAAACUGUUGCGAGAGCCUGGGGCACCAAAUGUAAAUUGUUUAGAUUCACAAGGCAACACCAGUUUACAUUGUGCGGCUUAUAGAGGCCACAUUGACGUUGCUGUUGUGUUACUGCAGAAUGGCUGUGAUCCAGCAAUGAGAAACUUUAAUGGUCAGACAGCAUGUGACCUGGCCCAGACACAACAAAUGCAACAGAUUCUGGAGGUACAGCCAGUUCGAAGUUUUCACCGCAAUGUUUCUAGAUUCGAAGGCCCACUGCUCAGACGAAUGCGAAUCAUUGGCUGGAGAAUGGUUUGGGGCGUUUUGGAGCGUGGCGUUCUCACGUUCUUCAAUAGCCGUGCAGAUGCAAGUUCUUGUGUUCGCAGACGUGAUUAUAAAUACCUUGACAAUAGUAAAGUGGUACCAAUGGUUGGAGGAGAUGGUGCUAUGUUCGUUUUACAAUAUAAUGAUGGUACAUGUCAUCGGUUAGCAGCAACUCCAGAUCCUUUUCAUCCAGCAUCCGUGAACAGACAGAAAUGGGUGACAGCCCUAAGUGAGCACAUCAGGUUCUCAACUCACUAUGUUCAACAUGGUCUUGGAGUGGAUGAUGAUGAUGAUGAUGAUGAUAUUGAUAGAACCAUAAAGCCUUUAGGAUGUAUGUCUGAUGCUCUACAGACAGCAUCAGCACAGCAACAGCUUCUAGAACAACAAGUGGAGGAGGUCAUGGCGACCAUGGCCUCGCUGGACCUGGAUCACUCACAGCAGGGUGGUGUGCAUGACGUCAUUAGGAGGUUCUCCUUGCUUUCUGGGACAGCACGAAAUAUGACUUCCAGCCUAACUCACUGCCUGUCUGUUAUGAAGCAACAAGAAGAGGUUAGAGAUCUGCAACUAAAAGAGGAGCGUGAGAAGGUGCGUGUAUUGGAGGAGUCACUGAGAGUGCUGGCUACAGAACACCAUGAGCUUGAGGAAUCCAUAGCCUCACAUGUGUCUUCCAAUGGGUCCUCCAUUUACAACACUCCUGCCAACUCCUAUGUGUCCCUGCCAAGGCCUAGGAGAUUCUUUGAUGCUGUCAGCGAUGAUGAAUUCUUUGAUGCAUUUUCACAAGAUGAUGAUGGGAGCGGAGGCACUUUGGUCAGUCUUCCUUCUCCAUGUGGGAGUGAAUGUUCAACAAACACCCUUGUAUCUUGCAUGUCUUCCCUUCCCACUGACCCACAGUCUCCACAGUCACCCUCCCAUUUGCUUUCAAACAUCUCUGCACAGCCGGGUGCUCAGGUUUCUAAUACAAAUAUAACAAAUGAAGAAGGAGGGGGGACUUACUCUAUAUCACAGGAUGUGUAUACUGUUACUUCAACAGGACAUAUAAUAGAAUCUGGAGGAACUUACAUAGUGUCUCAAAGUGGUUGUCAUUCUGAAAAUACAAAUGGAACACAUACCACAUCACUAGGCCUAUCAGGUUUAGUUAACACUGUGUCAGAAAUGCUUGCUGGUUCAGCUCAUACAUCAUCAGGAGAGUGGCACUCGUCAUCAGGAAACAGUGGGGGCAUAGGUCCUCAGAACUCAAGCUCCACAAAAUCACACACAUCGCAUGUAUCUUCCAUUGCGCUGGAGACACCACUGAUCAGAACCUCUGACCUGAGUGAGCAUAGUGAUGGUAGUGAUGAAACUGUCACAAGUGAUUCUCACCUUGGAUCUGAAGUUGAAGAAAAGUCCUCCUUCAGCCUGGUGUCGCUCGGCGGGGCGCGCUAUCACCGCCCGUACGUGGGACCUCGUCGCUGCUGGCGCUCCUGGGGCAGGACUAGUCUUCCUGCGGAGCAGUUCCAGCGCAACGAUUUUUCCCUCUGGUCGGUGCUAAAGCAAUGCAUCGGCAAGGAGCUCUCCAAGAUCACCAUGCCCGUGGUCUUCAACGAGCCCCUCUCCUUCCUCCAGCGAAUGGCGGAGUACAUGGAGUAUGCUUGGCUCCUGGAGAAGGCGGAUCAGGCGCAGGAUCCCGUCACGAGGAUGCAGUAUGUGACAGCGUUCGCCGUGAGCGGUCUGGCCUCGAACUGGGAGCGAGUUGGGAAGCCUUUCAAUCCGCUUCUUGGCGAGACCUAUGAGCUGCAGCGGGACAACUACAGGAUAGUGUGCGAGCAGGUGUCGCACCACCCGCCGGUCUCCGCCUUCUACGCCGACUCCGAGAACUGGAACUUCCACGGCUCCAUCCACCCGAAGCUCAAGUUCUGGGGCAAGAGCGUCGAGAUCCAGCCUAAGGGGGUCCUCACCGUCGAGCUGCCCAAUCACGGCGAGGCUUACACCUGGAGUAACGUAAACUGCUGCGUCCAUAACAUCAUUGUGGGGAAGCUUUGGAUUGAGCAGUAUGGCACCAUGGAAAUCACUAACCAUGCAACAGGUCAUAAGUCCGUCCUGACGUUCAAGACAGCGGGGUGGUUCUCCAAGGACUUGCACAGGAUAGAAGGCUUCAUUAUGGACAAGAAGAAGAAAAAGUUGACCUUCAUGUAUGGCAAAUGGACUGACUUCCUCCGCGCUACGGACAUCGGAUCCUACGAGGAAUAUAUGAAGACAAACCCUCAUAAAUUCAGGAGAAAUGACAAGAAGAAGAGCGACGAGGGCACGGGGAGCGCCAGCCCCGCCCACGCCCCGAGGAAGGUGUUCAAGAAGCUCAACUCCAUCACCUCCUCCUUCAAGAUGAGCGCUGAUGUCGAUGCCAGCGUGGAGGGCGAGGACGGCGACCCACCCGAGGAGCCGGAGGAGGGCUCGUACCCGCGCACAGACUCCACCUACAGCAUCGACAUCCCUAAUUCGGCGAUUCUGUGGGAAGCCGACCCACGCCCGGAAAACUCUCCUCAGUUCUACCACUUCACACUGUUCGCAAUGUCUCUGAACGAUAUGACGGAAGAAUUGAAGAGAUCUCUUAGCGCGACAGACUGCAGAUUGCGGCCGGAUAUCCGUCUCCUGGAGAACGGCGACAUUGACGGCGCAGCCAACGAGAAGAACCGCCUGGAGGAGAAGCAGAGGGAAGCGCGGAAGGCCAGGAAGAAAGGCAAAGAAGACUGGAAGCCAAGAUGGUUCGAGCACGGAGCCAACCCGUUCACGCGCCUGGACGACUGGCUCUACUCCGGGGGAUACUGGGACCGCAACUACGAAGACGGCGUUGAUAUAUUCUAAGCUGCCGGUAAUGCACGGACAGAGGGAACGGCUCCGCGUUGGCAUAGUCACUGGUCGUUCGUUUCAGCUUGGUUUUCGCUAUGCCCUUCAGCGCCAGGCAUUCUUAGCCUUCACGCUUUUAAUUUUGUAUGAAAUGAAAAAACGGUUUUCUUAAACUACGUCGUGACAUUUCUGGGAAAUUCGGGAAAAUAAAACAAAUACAUA
This is a messenger RNA of Penaeus chinensis, 4133 nucleotides long. RefSeq names its product oxysterol-binding protein-related protein 1-like. The transcript is spliced from 25 exons. NCBI's taxonomy places the organism in Eukaryota, Metazoa, Arthropoda, Malacostraca, Decapoda, Penaeidae. Bases 309 to 3929 code for a protein of 1206 amino acids. Gene Ontology annotation, cellular component: membrane; intracellular membrane-bounded organelle; cytosol. Gene Ontology annotation, molecular function: sterol binding; protein binding. The record is from RefSeq and is a predicted model, not a curated record.